ACAGGCUGAGUGGGACAGACUUACACAGCAACUGAAUCUCAACUUAGAAGCGCUACGACGAUCAGUAGCCUAACUUUACCUGCGAACCGGUUGCACUUCUGAAAUAAUAUAGGCUACAUCUGUUUGCUUUACGACUGUACUUUUAAAUAAACAAUAAUAGCAUAAUAAUAUUUUAUUCUCUUUUAAUUAGUCAUUUAAAGCACAUUCAAUGGAAUACCAAAAGGCGGCAGAAUUGAACAGUAUGGGCAAAGGCAAAAUCGUCACAGAGUAUCUUUGCCGUAACGGCUUUAGCGAGCUGACAGUCGAUUCGAAAAAAGUCUCUGUCCAGCACAAAAACGACACAUCCCGGAAAGAGACGGAGGAAGAGUCGCCGUUACCUGCUCUGGAGGCGGCGUACACAACCAUCCUGCGAGGUCUGGGAGAAAACACUGACCGACAGGGGCUCCUCAAAACCCCGCUCCGAGCUGCAAAGGCCAUGCAGUUCCUGACCAAAGGCUACCACGAGACCAUCUACGAUGUCCUUAAUGAUGCCAUCUUUGAUGAAAACCACGAGGAGCUAGUUAUUGUGAAAGAUAUUGACAUGUUUUCGCUUUGUGAACAUCAUCUAGUACCAUUUUUUGGCAAGGUUCACAUAGGAUAUCUGCCAAGUAAAAAGGUUGUUGGUCUCAGUAAGCUUGCGAGGAUUGUUGAAAUCUACAGUCGCAGACUUCAAGUCCAAGAACGCCUAACAAAGCAAAUAGCAAUGGCAAUCUCUGAGGCCUUGCAGCCUGUCGGUGUGGCAGUUGUCAUCGAAGCAGCUCACAUGUGUAUGGUCAUGCGUGGGGUGCAGAAGAUGAACAGUCGUACUGUGACCAGCGCCAUGCUGGGUGUGUUCAGAGAGGAUCCAAAAGCUCGAGAAGAGUUCCUGGCCCUGACCAAAGGUGCACAGUGAUCGCACUACCUCCCCAGCUCCAAUUCCAUCAGUGUGUUUACAGCCAAACAGGUCAACGAAUAUUCUCUACAUUUGAAACCCACAAUGGUGCUAAGAGAAUCUAACUGAGCAAGAGUUGUAGAUCUUUCCACCAGCUACUGAGACUCAGGGGUCUUCACUGUUUGAAUAGAAAAUGUGAAUAUUGAAAUAUCUGUUACAUGAACUACUAGUUUUGAGAAACUAACACCAAAUGGCCAAACAUUCACACAGCUGCCUUAAAACUGAUAUUUCUAUUAUCUAACUUCUGAUAUUAACAACUACUAAAUUAAACAUAUUGCCUCAGAUACUUGUCUAACCUUAUGACUUUUUACAAAAUGAAGACACUAGAACUAAUUUGUAUGUAACUUUAAAAGAAAUACGUUUUUUUUGUCACAUACUCAGAUAAUAUUUAAGAGGUCAUAAGCAAACAUGAUGAAUUAUUUAUAGUUACAUAAAUCAAUGAAAGGUUUCUUGUGACAUUACCGUGUGACAUAUUUUAUAAAUGGUUAAACAACAUUGCCAUUAGGAUAUUGUCACUUUUUUACAUAAUGCAUUGAACUGAAUUGUAUAAGAAAUCAAAACAAAUGCCAACCACAACAAUAAAGCACCGUUAUGAGA
Messenger RNA from Carassius gibelio (silver crucian carp), 1567 nucleotides. Its product is annotated as GTP cyclohydrolase 1-like. Gene Ontology annotation, biological process: tetrahydrobiopterin biosynthetic process; tetrahydrofolate biosynthetic process. Bases 209 to 931 code for a protein of 240 amino acids. The transcript is spliced from 6 exons. Gene Ontology annotation, cellular component: cytoplasm. Gene Ontology annotation, molecular function: GTP binding; GTP cyclohydrolase I activity; zinc ion binding. Lineage: Eukaryota; Metazoa; Chordata; Actinopteri; Cypriniformes; Cyprinidae. The record is from RefSeq and is a predicted model, not a curated record.